UUAAAACCCCUUAAAAUGAUGAAUUCCCCAAUUUCUUCUUUAAUUCUUGUAAUUUUUAUUCAAAUGAAUUUUGACGGAUCCAAGGGAGAUUUUGGUAAUGGAAUAAAUAAUUUACCAUUUGGACCUACCGAAGGAGGAUUGGAACGUGGAGGAUAUGAAAGAGGGAGAGGAUUUAAUGGAGGAAAUGAAUUCCCUGGAGGAGAAGGAUUUGGAAGAGGACAAGAAGAAGGUGGAGGAUAUGAAAGAGGUGGAUUUAAUGGAGGGAUUGGAAGUGGAGGAGGAAGAGAAUUUGGAGGAGAAGAAAAAUUUAGAGGAGGACUAAAUGAAGAAGAAAAUAGAGAUGUACCGAACUUUCAAGAAGGUGGACGAUUUAAAAGAGGACUAGGAGGCGAUGGAUUUAAUGGAGGUUUUAAUGGAAGAGGAGAGAGAAGACGAGGAAAUGGUGGAAUUGGAAGUGAAGGAACUGAAGAAGAAUUUAAUAAUAAAGGAGGUGAAGGAGGGAACCAAGGAAGAGGAUUUGGAGGAGGUCCAAUAGGAGGUGAAUUUAAUCGAGGAAGUUUGGAAGGAGGAAAUUUAGGAGGACAGAGAGGACAAAUUCCGUCAGGUGCAAGGCCCCAAAGACAUGUUGGAUUUAAUGGGCAUCACCAUCACGGCAAUCACCAUCAUGGACAUCACCACAAAACAUCAACUACACCUAUAACUACAACUUAUUGA
This is a messenger RNA of Meloidogyne enterolobii, 714 nucleotides long. NCBI's taxonomy places the organism in Eukaryota, Metazoa, Nematoda, Chromadorea, Rhabditida, Meloidogynidae. The record is from the annotation of a GenBank genome assembly.